Cylicostephanus goldi is the source of this 236-nucleotide messenger RNA. The record is from the annotation of a GenBank genome assembly. NCBI's taxonomy places the organism in Eukaryota, Metazoa, Nematoda, Chromadorea, Rhabditida, Strongylidae.
AUGUUUUUGAAAGGAGUUGAUAAGAAAAAACAGUUCUGGAGAUUCUUCGGUGGCAAUCUUGCAGCUGGUGGCGCAGCUGGUGCUACGUCUUUGCUCUUCGUAUAUCCACUUGACUUCGCAAGAACGCGUCUUGCUGUCGAUAUCGGUAAGGGAAAAACUCGAGAGUUCCAGGGUCUGACCGAUUGCAUAGUGAAAGUGUUCAAGUCUGAUGGACCUAUCGGUCUCUACAGGUGAUU